AUGGCUCUCAUCAACCCCGUGUACGCUAUUAUCGUCCCUUUCCUCUUCCUGUUUACUGUUCCACUCGCCAUCUUCGCCGGGAUCACGACGACUCUUGCUUUUACCGUGCUCAUCUUCCGUGUUAUCCUCAUCUACUUCGACCUGGUCUUGUCGUUCCUGCCGUCCUACAUCACUGGCCGCCCGCGCUACCUGUCUUACGCACCCAAGGCGGCAUCGUCGGCCAGUCCAUCCCCGUCAUUAACGCCUACCCGACGUUCUGCAUCAAGACGGGCCCGUCGGCCAUCUUCUGCCUCGGCCCACUCUGUUGGCACGAUCACACCAAUUUCGGAAGCCGGCGGGAUCGGCCUUUUUCCCUCCGUCGGCAUUGACCGGGAUUAUGAGGGUGUCGGGGGUUGGCGCCUAGGAAGCGGCAACGAUGAUGAUCUUUGGACAACCAUUAAUUCACGUCUUGAGCUGCCCGAUCGUCAGUAUCAGAGACACCACCACCGGAGCCCCAGCGGUGGGCCGACGACUCCGGGCGGCGGCGACGGGUACCUCAUGAUGAAGGGAGGACGUAACCGGAGUCCGGAGAGCAACCGCGGCGGUAACGCUACCACUUCUCCCAACAGCUCGCGAGCGCGAACGCCGACAAACUCAACGCACAUUGCGUUUACGUCGCUUGACAGCACCGACGGAGAUUAUUUUCCAAGCUUAUCGCCCAAGACCGUAAGGAAGGUUGCUGUGGCAUAA
Messenger RNA from Colletotrichum truncatum, 729 nucleotides. RefSeq lists its product as uncharacterized. NCBI's taxonomy places the organism in Eukaryota, Fungi, Ascomycota, Sordariomycetes, Glomerellales, Glomerellaceae. The record is from RefSeq and is a predicted model, not a curated record.